GAGCACUCCCAUAGCCUCCACUUCUCUCUCGAGCUCCGCUAAUUCUGGUAGGCAAGAAGGUCUUGAUUUCAUACCAUCGUGUUAAUCUCGGGGUUUUCAGAAUAAAUACCUCUCACAUCUCUCCUUAAGCGUGUAUAUCCCUGCGAACCGCAGUAUCGCGAUGUCCACCAGAAAACGAUCAAAACGAGACCGCACCACUUCCAAGUCAUCACACGAAGCGCCGUCCACCUCUCCGGCUAAAGAGAAAGAACAGCCAGGCGCUUUGUCCGACAGUCCUGGCCAUGUCAUUCAGUCAGACUUACCGCCUUCACGCCCACGCAAGGAGAUUUUGAGGUCUGUCUCUCCACCAGGACUUAUGGUACCAUUGCGUUACUUCAUAUACACCCUUGUGACAAUCGCCCUUCUCUCCGCGGGGUGGUAUACUUACAUCACGGCGGUGGGGCUCAAGCACUGGAAAGAGGAAGUUGGGUGGUGGGGAGUAACUGUUGGGCGGAUUGGGAGGAAACAGGACAAAAUCCAGUGGAGAGGUCAGGAAGUGAAAGGGGAACUUGAAUGGCAUCUCAGUCAGCUUGCAUCCGCACUCGGAAUCCCCGCAACGGACGUAGCUUCGGCUCUCAACCCAUUUGUGCCACCUGCAACACUGUCUAGUCUUGCGCCUCAGGCUACGGGCGAGGCGAUGAAGGUUCUUUUUGAGGAGUCGCAUCAAAAAGUUGGCGGUGGAGGUACUAUGGGCAACGUUGCUGAAGGCCUUGGGACGGUAGUUGGGUUCGACGAUCCUCUAGAAGGGGGGUCAUGAUCUGAAAUGUCGCAAGAAUUCAUUUCACCAUAUUUCCAUUAUGUACAUCGGGGACAAUCUUGUAAUUUCAGGGAUACACGAUACUAGUACUUCCUGUAUCAUAGGACUUGUAUUAUCAGACGCUCCUAGGACCUAGACUUCGACAUGAAUGAACUCGACGAUGGCAAUAAUACGUUUUGACAUAGAUCUUUUAUAGUUAAUGAUUCGGACAACUUUCGCUUGACAAUACUACACACAGGGUCCAAAGGCUUAUGCUUCCAGUGCGACAACACCCCUAAGACUUGAGGAUACGUUCAAUUACAUCUUGUGCCGCCAGCACCAAGCCGUCGUUGAAUCU
Suillus paluster is the source of this 1133-nucleotide messenger RNA. RefSeq lists its product as uncharacterized. The record is from RefSeq and is a predicted model, not a curated record. The coding region runs from base 161 to 796 and encodes 211 amino acids. The transcript has a single exon. NCBI's taxonomy places the organism in Eukaryota, Fungi, Basidiomycota, Agaricomycetes, Boletales, Suillaceae.